AUGGGUAGUACAAGCUUGACAUCGGUUUUCCUGACGCCGGAUCCAAGCUUCAAUUGGUUCUUUCUCUUGGAACUGAUUGUCUCUUGCAUUCUCGCUCUGUUCUUUUUGUUCUACUUCAAUCGACUCUUCGCGAACCUCGUCUCUUACGCGAUUCGAGCAUACACCUGGCAUUAUUACCGCGCAUAUGUCGAUAUCAACGCACUUCAAAUAUCCCUACUCGGUGGGAGAAUCUUCUUCAAGGGCAUUCGGUACCAUGGCGUGAACGAGACAAUCUUUAUUCAUGGAGGAUUUAUAACAUGGCGCUAUUGGACACGGACGGUCGAGCGAAAUGACUUGACCGGAAUUCGACGGAAGGCAGGUCUUGCCAAUCAUACUCCAAAGAAAGGACAGGCGCGGUCCCCGCACGAUGGAACAGACGACAAUCUAGGAGAGCAAGGUGGCAUGGGAAAGACGACCGAAUUGCCGUGCCGGAUUACUAUCAACACCUAUGGCCUUGAAUGGUUCAUCUACAACCGGACUCCUGCCUAUGACAGUAUCCUUACUGGCUUUGGAUACUCUCCAAAAAAUGUUGAUUUAGAAAAUGACAAUUCAAACUCCCCAGGGUCUCGCGCGACGGCAGAAGAUGGCAAUGAAAGCAACGCCUUUGAUUUUGAAGAUACGCCUGGCCAUCGGCCAACCACGAAACCCACGUCAGAGCGCAGUAUGAGUGAGAGGGGCGGGGUUGCGUCGCAGAGGACUAGUAUUCGUGAAUCAGAACUAUCGGACCCUGUGUCCAACAUGUUACAACUCCUGCCUAUGAAGCUGGAUUGCCAGAAAGGGGCCAUUGUCAUGGGAAAUGAGCAUACCAGGUCUGUGUUGACAACGACUUUCGACACUGGAAGGGGUACCAUCGAUGCUUCCAAUUCAGGCCCUCUUGAUUUGUAUCGUCAAAUAUUUUCAUUCCAACUCAAUAACCCAGUGAUUCAAAUGCGGCCAAACCCGGACUUCAAGCAGAACCAGUCGGCGACCGCCAAAGACCUCGGUGCGGUGCAAGAGAAAGAGCCCGAAUCGAAGAAAAAACCCCAAAAUAUCUUCAACUAUCAAUUCCAGAGGCGCAGAGUAUGGCACAGCAUUCGAGAGUUGGUCCCAUAUUUCCAGACAUCUGUCGAAUCGUUCCAUGACGAUGGCAGAUACACCAAUAGUAUGCCAAGGAGCCAGGCAGAGUUUCCUGAGGUCCGCUGGAUCGGUCUCUCUCGGUAUCUGGACGAAGAUAGCGAGGACGACCAUGAAAAAUGGAACUCAGUCGAGUAUGGCAGGUUUUCUACCAUCGUGGAUAGCCCUAGCUUGAAUAUAGCCUACUUUUGGGACGUCCCCGGACGAGUCAUUAUUCAACCAACGUCAACUGUUCGGUCUCAACCAAUGGAUCGCAAUAUCAAUUAUGCUCCUUCCCCGGAAUGGGGGAUUGACAUCAAGAUUGAAGGAGGGCAACUAGCCCCCGGUGUUCUGCGACAAAGCACGGCAUUUAGGUUGCGCGUGGAAAUCAACAAGGAAUUGACAUUGCGAAUUCCGACACGAGAGCCUUCCAAGGAUUGGCAAUGGAAGGGUCGUGCUGAUGCCGUUGGGGGAGUAUCGAGAGCAAAGAAGCCAAAUGAGCAGAAGAACGCUCGAGCCAAAGAAGGUGAAAAGGGCUACCUUGGUCCUGAAAUUCGCCCGUUUGGGUGGCUUUCCCUUUGUGUUGCCGCCGACUCUACCAUCAAUUAUACCAUGGAUAUGGUGGGAUCGAGCGCAGGGUUUUGCAAUGAACUUUCUAUCGACUUGCGAGAGUCAAGAUUAUCAUCCAGCAUCAAUCAUGGCUUACUCUGGCAAUGUCCUCGGCAACAGGUCACUUGCGAUCUGUCCAACCCGCUCUCCUGGAAUAGUCUUCGCUCCUGGAAAUUUACUGCCGAAAGCCAGGACCUACAGAUGUUUCUCCUACGUGAUCACAUAUUCCUUCUCACGGAUCUUGUAAGUGACUGGGCUUCGGGGCCGCCUUCGGACUACUAUGCAUUUGUGCCUUUUAUCUACAACCUCGACCUCAAUUUCUCCGACUUUCAGCUUUAUAUCAAUGUCAACGACCGAAACAUCAUCAGCAACCCUUCGGAUCUAGAGGACAACCGAUUCAUUGUGAUCAAAGGCAAGCGCCUGACGUCGAAUGUCAUGAUACCAUUGAACAAAUACCAACCUGAACAAAAUGCCAUCGAGUUCAGGGUCAACCUUGAAAACGGCGGCGUGGACUACACAACUCCUCUAUGGGAUACUCUGCAUGAAUUUUUGCCGCAAAAAUCCAUGGCCACUCUCGAGAAUUUGUUCAUUGACGGCUCCUAUAACUAUUUCCAGUCAACAUCCCCGGAACUGACUGACACGCUGUUGCUCAAUAUCGAUGGGACUUCACCUCGUCUAUACCUUUUUGGAUUCUUGAUCAAGAGUUUUAUGACAAUCAGAGAGAACUAUUUUGGCGAGGAGAUGCACUUUAAGACACUUGAAGAAUAUCAAGAGCUGGUCUAUGCCGAUGGGCCACCGUCAAAUCCGACAGGCGUCAACCCAAACCGAAAGUCAAAUGACAUGGAUGUGCUUGUGCGUGUCACGGUUGACGGCCCCCGUGCUUUGCUUCCUGUGAAUAUCUAUGAUCACUCAAAGUGCAUGGGACUUAGCGCAGCCUCACUCGAAGCGGAUUUGCGCUUUACCAACUACUAUAUGGACUUGCAAUUUUCCGUCGCCCCGCUGAAAAUUGAUUUGGAGACCACUCAACUGGAUGGCCUUUCCACUAUCUCUAGCACUCAGCUGUUCAUCGAUGGAAUCUCGGUUUAUGGCCAUCGUCUGUUUGGUUUGCCGCCUCUUGAACCAACCUACGUUUGUAACUGGGAUUUUGAAGUCGGCAGAAUUGUCGGGGAAUGCUCCACUGAGUUCUUGGCCUGUUUGGCUUCAUCUUUGAAGAGCUUUGAUUUCUCGUUUGACAACGAGGAAAACGCGUUGCCAAUGCUGUUCCCGGAGCUUCUAUUUGACGUGACUUUCUUGCGAGCCAAGAUUGACUCAAUUCAUGUUUCCGUGCUGCUGGACCACAUAGCUGUGGUUUUGAGCACACGGCCCUUGAAUGUGAACUUCAACGAUUGGGCAAACACCAAGUUUUCGAAACGCAUGAGCCUUCUCGUUCCGGACAUCUCCAUCGCUGCCGUUGAUCGCCAAUCUGUCUCGAAAUACAACCCAUCAGCGGGAGAAAUGAUAUCUCCCAUAGGACUUUUCCAAUUCACAAUUGGACUGAAGAUGGCUUUGCGCAAAUCUGAUAUUGCCGAAAGUCGACGACUUCAGCAAGAACAUAUCAAAAUCCAUGAUCAGCGGACUCACAGGGCACAGUGGUUGCUUUUUGACUGGGAGGAGACUGGCCCAGCUUCAACCCUUCCUCCUGACGACGACGUAUUCCCUCCAACCAUGGCCAUACCUUCAAUGCCUGAGCCUAUUCAUGACAGGAUUGGCUCUGUUGAUGCACCGUCAUAUCAGGGAGCUUCAGGUUCUCGUCCCUCUAGAAGCGCCAAGAGCUUCCUUGUCCAGUCAGAAGCAUCAAGUAUGAAGAGUGUCCGGAUACACACUGGCAACAGCCCCAGAGCAGCCUCAGAUCCUGUUUCCAAAUCACGACCUUUUCUGCCUACCCGAGGAUCGAGCCCGGCCGUCUCAAAAACCAACCGGUCAAGAGAUGGACCAAACCCCGGGCCUCGGGCAGGCGCAUUCUCGUCUUCUGCGAAAAGGGACGCAAACCCGUGGAUAAUGCCACCUUUCUCGUACUACAAGCUUCAUCUGGAUACAUCUGAACUUCCGUUGCCAUUUACGGACGAAGAUGACACAAUGGGUGAAGCAAUGAAUCAAAAGUCCGUGUUUCUCACAUUUGAAGAUGAUCAAACAAAAUACACAAACCUUGCGUGCAACCUCCCUCUUGGUAUCCGAGGAUUUUGUACACCGAAAUUCCUUCUAAGUCUAGCUACCUUACUGGAUGGAUUGGAGCCAAAGCAUCCUACACGAAUCAUUGAUUCGCUUCAAAAGGAUGUGAUAUCGAACAUCGUUGGCUACGACAACGCCAUGAGCCAACCGAAAGUUUCAACAGCUGUUGCUCUUCGUGUUCCUUCCAUUCAGUUACGACUAGUUGACCUGUCUGAGGCUCCCAACAACAAACAGAUCGAAUUCCGAGAUGAAUACAGCAUCGAGAUCCGUCGUCUGCAUACUGAGUUCCGGAGAAAGGUUCAACGUCAGAAAGGCGAUCUGCUUGAAGGUCUCAAACAAGGUGUGACGGUUCAUGCGGCAGCGGACCACGUCUCAAUUUCUGUUGAAGGUAGUCGAGCGGAUUCUUUCCACGAGAAAGCCGUCUUCAACUCUCACAUGGAAGAUAUGAAUUUCUGGCUCGUGACCUCGCCCAAUAUUCGCUCUAAUCUUCAGAUGCGAGCAUUCAACACAAUCACAUCAGCAAAGUCUGUGGAGCGUCUUGCAUUUCUCGUUCGUCGAGCCACGACUAUGUUUGAUUCUGUCGCGUCAUCCUUUCAACAGCUUUUAACGUCCAGCGAGAAGCGCCUACAGUACCUCUUGUACUCCCUCACCCAAUCCGCCACUGAUAUACCGGAUCCAAUCUUCCUUGCUCGCAUAUCUUACGUCCUUAGAGUUGCUUCGACUCACUUGCGGCAGCAUGACUCGUGGAAAAUCAUAUCUCGCAUUCGCAAGAUUUACAAAGGCCUACCUGCUCAUCACAAGCGUGACUUGGAGCAGGAAUGCUUGUGUGACAAUUUCCCUCUGCCGGUGGAUGCCAAAAAUGCUGUAUUAUCCGGCUUCGACCACUGGCGAGCUUGGGACCUGGCACAUGUUGCCAAAAGCUAUGUCAUGCGCCGUGUCUGGCCGCACGCCGCUGAACCACAGACUUCCCAGCCUUCGAUAUUCCUAUCCUCCACAGUCCAUAAAUUCCGAUUCUCCAUGGAUCCUGGUCCGAGAGAAAGCGAUUUGAUCAUUGGAAAUCUGUCCACUGUUGUAUCAUUUACUCCAGACUCGCCUGAGGGUGAAGUGGGGCGGAGCAAGAAACUCAUCACCCUGCAGUCUUAUUGCGGAUCGACAGCCCUGAGGCUGCGCUGGGAAAUCCUGGACCUCGUUGAAGGGGUGAUCAAGGUCAUGUCGAAUAUCACACUUGAAUCUUCGCCGGGUCAUGUCCCAAUUGACAAGAUCCAAGAGAAGACACCGACCGAGCUGCAGUUCAUGUUUGGCACUGAUUUUGGUUCCAUCACUCUCGACUGUAUCAAUGUUAAGCUUGCUUUGAUAGCGAAAGCUCUCCGAGGAUCAAUCGUCCACAAGUCGCUUGGUACCAAAAAAUCAGACCACGAACACCUCGCUGUAUUGUUUAGCGCUGAAGGAUGCUCAUCUGAGCUUCAAAGCCAAUCCACAACUCUGAUGUUGUCCAGAAUCGCCGAUCCAUACAUGUACCUUUCACUUGCAUCAGAGGAAGACGACAACGAGUGCAGACACGAUUGGAAGCUCGCUGGGUCCUGUAGGAAGCUUCGUUAUGACAUGAAAGAAGACCCUGUCAGCUUGGCACACACAGCAGACAGACUUAUCGCGGACGAAGUCAGAUACAUCCGGCAGCUUAUGGAUAGUGUCAAAGUACCAAAGUCGGAAACCGAUCAGAGCCUCGCAUCGAAUAAACCCACCCGUGACACCUUCAAUGUAGCAAUGUUCUUGGAAGACUAUCGGUUGACGUUUAGCCUUCUGCCAUCUUUGGCCUACCUUGUGUCAGGCGAGGUCGCUCGCAUGUCAGUGACGCCUGCAGAGGCAUCCAAAAUCGAGAUUGACUUUGAUGUGAAGAAGAACUCGCACAUGUUCGUAUCGGGCGAAGGCGACAAGUUCAAUGUCUUGUCAAUGCUGGAAAUACCUCCCGUAAACGGGCGAAUCCUUGCUAACCUCCUAUCGGAGCGCAAGGAAGUGGAGGUUGAUGUGACAAUUGAACUCAUUCGCCUAGAAACCAGUGCUGUGCGCAGUCUCCUGGCUGUUUUGACUGGACCGGAUGUUUCCCAUUUGAUUUGUGAUCUCAAGCAGAAUUUAGAUGUUCUCCGGUCACACUUGAAAGACGUGCUGUCGCUACAGAGGGCAUCUCCAAAGCCCAAACCAGCAUCUGGUGGACAGGAGAUCCUUUACAAAUCCCGUCUCACAAUGGCUGGAUUCGAGAUUCAUGCCAUUGCACCUGGCCUUAAUAGCAAAGAUUACUCUGCGGAGAUGAUCUUCAGCCUUGGGAUGAUGCGUAUGCGACUUCAAAACGGACUAGAUCGGGGAUACUCCAUGGAACAUCCCGAGUUCAAUAUCGAUGCCUCUCAAAUCAGAUUCGAGCUUCUCAGACAAGAAAAAGCUAGCAGUCAAUCAUAUGGCAGCUUCUCUGCUAGAGUGAAGCUUCAGGGAACCUCUGCCGUCCGCGAAAAUGGGGAGACCACCAGAGCAUACCAUUUCACCAGCGACAGGUUCGAUAUCGAACUUUUCGCUGAGACAGCAGCCCUCGUGGUCGACAUUGCCGUCUACACACAAGAGCGCAUCAAAACUCUGGACCUUUCCCAUGAAGUCAAGCGUCUUAGGAAAUUGAGACAUGGGGGCCACAUCGAUACAACAGACGGAGCCACCGCUGCCCCCGAAAUCCACAUCAACGAUGAUUCCACCCCGGAAACAUUCCUCAAUGCUCUUUACUCUUUACAAUUCCGGACCAUUCAAAUCGCUUGGAACAUGGCCACGAUGCACAACAAAUCUGGUCGACAACCCGAGGACUUGGUCUUUUCAAUCCAGCAAGUCGAACUGUCCAACAAGAAGAAGAACGCAGCCAAACUUCGAAUUGAAAACAUGCAACUUCAGAUGGUACCAUUCGGAGCGGACAGAGGAAAGCGCUCGCUCAAUUCAGCCCUUAUGCCAGAGCUGGUCUUCAACGUGGCGUAUUCCUCCAAAGGGAAGGAAGUGUGGCUUGCUUUCCAAGCAGCUGGUAAAUCUCUCGAUAUACGCGCCACAUCGGAAUUUAUCAUUCCCGCUAGUAUGAUACAAGACUCAAUUGCUACAGCAAGCGAGGCGCUCCGGGAAGGCAAGGCUGUUUGGGCAACCAGAGCAGACUCUCCUGAAAACACAAAUACCAACAAAGAUCGUAGCCUUUUCGGCAACAGACGAUUGCGGUCUCUCCUCGUCGAUGUUGACUUUGCAGGCGCUACUGUCACGCUUCAAGGAAAACUUGGCCAUGAUCACCAGACAUUGUUAGCGGCCACAUGGAAGGGUAGCCGACUCUCCGACGCAAAAUAUGGUCAAUAUGUCCAAGGCGAUGCAGCGACUACAGCAACCCUUCGAGCACCAGGAGUGGCACUCAAAGUCCAAUUCGAGGACAACGGUACGGAUGAUCCCGCACUUAAUGCGGAGUUGAAGGUCGACCCCUCGACGAAUACACUGUAUCCCACCCUUGUUCCUCUCGUCAAGCAAAUGACCGCCACAGUCAAGGAGAUCAUGGGCAAUCAGCAGGGCCAAUCUCGAAGGCCAUCUGCUGCAGCGAAAUUGCAGUCACAGAAACUAAUGCAGGAGAAGCCAUUUGAUGCCGCCGAUCCCACCAGCAUCCUCGGUCGGUGCAAGGUAAACCUGGGACUGCUGUUUUGCAAACAGGAGUUUAGUUUAAGCUGCCAGCCUAUUGCAAGAGUCGCGGCUACUGCAAGGUUUGAGAGUGUUUACGUGACUGUCAACACGGUCCUAUCGGAAGAGCAGGGCCGGUUCCUUGCUCUCUCUUUGGCUUUCAACAGCUUGGAAGCAUCUGUAAAGCACGUGUACUCCAAUGAAUCAACCGCAAGCUUCGAGGUCAAGUCCAUGGUACUGUCGUUGAUGAAUAGCAAACACCUUGGCCGAAUGAACGGAAUGUCAGCUAUUUUGCGCGUCAGUCCAAUGAAGGUCGCAGUCAACGCCAAACAAGUUCAAGACUCUUUGCUCUUCAAGGAGAUCUGGCUUCCAUCCGACAGUGAAACCAAGUCGAGUGAGACAGUCCAACCAGAGCCGUCUGAAACGCAAACCUAUAUCGUGCAGCGAUACCAACAGGUUGCGUCGGCGUCCGCAUUCCCCUGGAACACUACUAUCGCGAUCGAGAAGGUCGAAAUUCAACUCGAUUUGGGAUCGACCCUAGGCAAGGCACAGUUUGCCAUUGUUGAUCUGUGGGUGUCUACCAGCAAGACAUCCGACAAUGAACAGAACAUGUGUAUCAAUUUCGGCUCAGUUGCGAUCGAGAGUAAGGGCCGUAUGAGUGGAAUUGUCGAACUUGGAAAGCUGAAAAUUCAUACCUCCAUCGAAUGGCCCGAGGACUCCCGUGAGAUGGGGCACACACCGUUGAUUCAAGCCACGAUUGCCUUCCAUCACCUCCAAGCCAAGGUGUCAUUCGACUACCAACCUUUCUUGGUUGCACAUAUCGCCAUGUUCAACUUCUUGAUGUACAAUGUUCGAAACACAUCCGGCGCGCAGAGCCAGCGUCUUUUCAGUACCCUGGAAGGCGACAAACUCCAGCUAUUCUGCACAUCUCUGACAGCAUCACAAACAUUAGCGCUGUUCCAGGCGUGGCAGCGCCUAAUCCAAGAUGUCCAAGCAGCCUACAAAGCAUCACUACGCGAGGUAGAGCGGUACCUCCGUCGGAAGUCUUCUGUCCUCACCGAGCGGCUCGAUGUCAGUGCCAAGGAUCUAACAAAGAAAGACGAGGACCAACCCGAAAAAGCACCCAUCUCUCUCCACACCGGAGUCGUUGUGAAGAUCCUCCACGUCAACCUGGGCGCAUUCCCCAGCUCAUUCUUCGACAACCAGAUCUUCAAGGUCGAAGCCUACGACGCCGAGGCCCGCUUCGCCGUCUCGCUCGAAGCCAACAAAAUCCACAGUGCCCUAGGCUUAACACUUGGCCAGCUUCGCGUCGCACUAUCCGGCAUAACACGACCCACAUCCGCCCAGCUCGACGAGCUCUCGGUCGACGAGAUCGCCGACCGAGCCGCAGCAUCCCGCGGCGGAACAAUCCUCAAAGUGCCGCGACUAGUCGCGAGCAUGGAAACCUGGCAGGCUCCAGGAACCCACCAGAUCGACUACAUAUUCCGCAGCACGUUCGAGGGCAAAGUCGAUGUCGGCUGGAACUACUCGCGCAUCAGCUUCAUCCGCGAUAUGUGGGAGACGCACUCGCGGGCGCUCGCGUCGCGACUUGGCAAGCCCUUGCCGCCGUCUGCGGUGCGCAUCACUGGUGGACCAGGUAGUGGUGGUGAAGGGGGCGGUGCUACCUCUGAGAAGCAGGAGAAGAUUACGGCCGUUGUCAAUGUGCCCCAGUCCAGGUAUACCUAUACUGCGCUUGAGCCGCCGAUUAUUGAGACGCCGCAGCUCCGGGAUAUGGGUGAGGCUACGCCGCCGUUGGAGUGGAUUGGGUUGCAGCGUGAUAAACUGCCUAAUGUGACGCACCAGAUUAUUAUUGUCACGCUGUUGGAGAUUGCUAAGGAGGUGGAGGAUGCUUAUGGCAAGAUUUUGGGGUCGUGA
Messenger RNA from Penicillium samsonianum, 9537 nucleotides. RefSeq lists its product as uncharacterized. The coding region runs from base 1 to 9537 and encodes 3178 amino acids. Gene Ontology annotation, biological process: fermentation. The transcript has 4 exons. The record is from RefSeq and is a predicted model, not a curated record. Gene Ontology annotation, cellular component: membrane. Lineage: Eukaryota; Fungi; Ascomycota; Eurotiomycetes; Eurotiales; Aspergillaceae.